AAGACAAUGAUAUAUUGGCUAUUUGGGAAUAAAACAAAGAGGGGACCACAGAAGUCUUUAAUUUUCUGACACAGAGUCUUUCAGCUUUAUUUAAGGACCUCAACAUCCAGCUGAUAAUACUGAUCUUGCUCAUUACACUGCAGGCUGGUAUCUCCCAAGACAACCCAGUUUUCCUGGACUGCCCAAAGAGUUUAACACGGAUCAAAGUGAACUUAGGACUGCAAGAGGCAGGACAUACAUGACAAAUACACUGCUGCAGAUAAUUUAGAAUCUGUCUAGUGUACUAAUCUUUGCAAUCAUUAAAACAAGCACACUUACACUUAGAGACUUUUAAGUUUAUGAAUUCUACACCUAUCAGAUCUGUGGCAGGAUUUAGCUUUCAAUUUUGCUAAGUCCAUCUAACAAACACCCUGGCUAAUUACUUACAGAAAAAUACAUUCCUACUUUUUCUAGCACAAGUAAAAAAAAAAAAAAAAGCAAAAGAGCAUUGUAUUUUCAUUAAUAUCCUAAUAUAACUCAAGUGAAAAGAAAAAGAAUAGAAAAAUUAUUUUGUCCAGAAGAGUACGAAGAAAAAAAUUAACCUGAGGCAGAGUAAGAUUUCUACUUUCUAUAGAGAAUAGCAACAAAAAUACCUGAGUGACAGUACAAAUUUCCACAAUGCUAACCAUAAAAUUUUAUUUUAAUCAAAUUUCCACUUUUUAUUCACUAGGUGGGGUUGACAGAGGUCGAGAAGGACCAUCUGCCUUCUAUUUCCGAGCAAGGUUCCACCUGCUCCCACUUUGCCGCCCAAAGCUGUAAAGGUCCCUCGGGUCCAGCUCGGAUUCUCCUUCAGCGCAGACCCGAGGCCGCUCUUCCUGGAGCCUGCAGUGCAGACCUGCGGGGCGAGCCCCUUCCAGCCGGGUCUUCCUCCACCUCCCACCGCCCCGGCCGCGCGGUCCUGACACCGGGCCGAGGUGGGCCGGGGCCGGCUGAGCACGUGACCUCGCUGGGCCCCAAAGCUUUUCCCCACACACUGCCCGCCACCGCCGGCCGCGGAAAGCCCGGGGUCCACCCUUGAGAGCGCGAGGAUGGAGCAGGUCCCUCGGGUCGCGAGGGCGACGACUCCACACCUAUCUCACGACGGACUCCCCUCGUUGGACCAACUCUGUCGGUCACCCCAGCAACCGACACCCGCACCACCUAUUUCUCAGGGGUCAACGGCGAAAAACCUCCCCGCUCCCGCGCGCCACAUCGCGCCUGCGCGCAGUACCGGCGGAGGUGCCGUCAAUGCGCAUGCUCCCGCCUUGAGCCCGUCCUCGCGCAGCUUUUGAACCCGGCGGCCGAAGCCGGCGGUACGCGCAUGCGUGUCUCCAGGAGCUGGUCUCCCGACCCGGCGGGAAGCCGCGGCUCGCAGGUUUGGAGCCAGACCAGUCGGAAGUGGCUCCUCCACCGUCCCUCUGUCAAGCGGAAACUCGGGCACUGGAAGGGAGGUUCCGGGGCUGCUCGGGGCUGGAGGCGGCCGAAUGGAGACCGGGGCCGUGGACGCGCCGCUGACCCGCCGCCCGACGUUGGCGUCUUCCUGGGAUGCCGCCUGCGGAGCCCUGGCCCAGAGCCUCCGUCUCGCCCGGGCGGGUCUCGGCGCCCGGGACGCCGACUGGGAGCAGCUGCUGGCGCCGCCUGCCACGGGCCAGGAUCUGGUGAUUUUGAAAAGGAGCUUGCACCGCCAGGGUGAAAACCCCUGCUUCCUUCACGUGAGAUGUGACCCUCGUGGAGGUGAAGAAAUGGUUUCUGUUGGCGUCUUAAGUUCAGCACGAAAUAUGGAGGUGUACUUAGGAGAGGAGUACUGUGGCACCAGCAGGGGCAAGAGUGUUUGUAACGUUCUGGAUAACAGUGAACAGGAAAAGAUUACUUUGUACAAAACAUACCUACAAUUGGAGUCUUCCACACGUGCUUGUAAAAUAAAGCUGCUCUCGUUUGGUGAAAAGCAGUGUGUGUUCAUCAGUAGAGUCGUGGUCCACGUGAGGCCCGUUUCCCCGGCGUCUCCGGCAAGCUGUCCUCCUCUGGGGCCAAGGAUAGACCUGGAGCGGGUCCAAACCAUCAUGGAGUCCAUGGGCUCCAAGCUGUCACCGGGAGCUCAGCAGCUGAUGAGUCUGGUUCGGUUUCAGCAGCAGCAGAUGUGCAUUCCCAUCGGCGAGCCGCCCCAGUCGCCUCGGGGAAGCGCUGGCUCCACGCCCGGGGUGGGAGCACGAGCAUCCUCCAGUUCGGGAGCCUCGGCCAAGUCGACCUCCACACCUUUUCCCUUCCGAACCGGCCUGACGUCUGGAAACCGGACCGAAGACGUGCAGGCUCACCCGGCCCAGAGGACGCAGCCAGCGGCCGGGGGCCCUGUUACCCGCCUCCAGGAGUGUCCCAUGGGGCCACAGAACCAGUCUCUUCUUGAGAAUGAGCUUAAGGCUGCAGUCUCUUCUUUCUCCCCGAAGAGAGCGGGUGACAGCGCCCCCGUAGCUAACUUGGAGCUGCCGCCUUUCCUCCAGAACCUGUGUCGUCAAGUGAGCCAUCUCCGCCUGGGACCUCACAGCAAGUGGCAGGAGAGCAUCACCCGGCCCGGCGAAGGCCCUGCUGGGCUUCCAGAGGACGCACAAUCCAUUUGUUCCUCCUUGGAAAAGAUGCUUUCUAAAAACAUGGAACUGAUGGAGAAGAAACUCACGGACUACAUCGAUCAGCGAAUUUAUAAACUCCAGGAGCACCUAGAUAAUAAGAUUGCUUUGUUGGUGGACUUGCUGCAAAAUCCCAACUCCCCACCCUCUGGGAUGCCUCUAAGACAUUAUGACUCUGGAGAAAGACUUUCAAAUGGAGAAAGAUAAGCACUCAGCACAUACAGAGUACUACAGAUAUUUAUUAAGUAUUUAUUACAAAGCCAACCCCCCCCAAAAAGUUUAUGAAAAGCAGGUAUUUAAUGUCCUUUGAAAUAUCUCCACUUAUAUAAAUUGACUUCAGUGUUUUUUUUUUUACUGUACUUGUAUAUCCAGUACUGUACACUAAGAGUUAACAUGAUUGAGGCUAAGUUAUUUUUGUUUGCAGUAUUUAUCACUCUUAACAGAAGUUUAUGUACACUGCCAGGUUAAGUGUUUACGAUUUUAAGGAUUUCUAAUGGAGUUCCUUAGUUUGUAUUGUAUAUGUGUUUUGUAGAAGUAUAUUUUUUAUUUAUACAAAGAUGUUAUUUUGUAGUCUUAGGAGUGUGAAAAAUAAUGCUCUGAGUAUUUGAUAAUUUUCCUUUUUCUGUUGACUGUUUUUGAAAAAUUGGAUACUAAAGUCUUAGAACCUUUCAUUCAAAUCACUAAUUUUUGUUUUAUAUUGUUUAUCUUAAAUAAUGAAGACACAGUGUUUGGCACGUGUAAAUUGGUUCACACUGGGGUGGUUCAAGUUCUUUGUUUCAGUACGGUGUAGCAGUAGAUAGGGAAGCAAACCUCAUAACUAGCCUGUUCCUCGUUAGGAUCGUUAUCUUAGAUUGUUUGAUGUAAAAUGAGAAAAGUCACCUUGUUGUAUGUCAGUCUACCCAGAAGGCAUAGGCACUGUCCUUUUCUGAGCUGAUACAGUUUCCGCUUUCCAAAGCCCUUUUCUGUUUAAAGUGUUAAAUGCUGAGGUUCUUCAUUGAACGAUUAAGGCAUAUGAAUCAAGGAGAUUGCAAUUCUGUCAGCUUAAUUUUUAGAAAUUACAGCUAUUGCAUAUGUGUUGAAAGGUGAUAUAUUUGCAUCUAAAAAAAUAAAUGGAUCCACUCUGGAAACUGCUUA
Molecule: messenger RNA, 3770 nt
Organism: Sus scrofa (pig)
Lineage: Eukaryota; Metazoa; Chordata; Mammalia; Artiodactyla; Suidae
Gene: C14H10orf88B
Product: ATPase PAAT
Source: RefSeq, a predicted model, not a curated record